CUUCGAGACAAUUCUCUACCUGGGAAUCCCAGAACCAUCGCUUUCUAGAAUUCAGUUUCCGCUGUAGCCUGCUGCCGAGGAGCCUCAAGAAACUUGGAUAGGAUGAAUUUUCAUCCUUACGACUACUAUGGCCACGGUGGUCCCGAUUUCCCACCAAACGAUCUAGGGUUUCACAUGGACGAACCACUUCUAGGUCCACCCAUACCUCCGCAACCCUCAGCGCAAGUGCCGCACGACCCUCUAGAUGCAAGACCGGGCGAGCAUUCAUGGCUUUAUGGGCAUCCCCAACCCAUCUACCGGCACGCUGGACCCGUACUCAAACCCCGCCGAGCACCGCUACCUCCACCGUACGCCGGCUACAAAGACUACGAUGCCUACGAGUCUGUGCCAAUAAACUUCGAGAGACAGCAGCAGAUGCAAAGAGCGGCGGAUCGGCCGCUUUCAUAUAGGAACUUGGGGAACAGUUUUGCGGUGCCCAAGGGGAGUCGGACGGCCAUGCAUCGGAUUUCGGCGAUGGCUACCACUGCGCGAGAUCCCGCGCAUUUGCAUCCGGCUGGGAAGAGGCUGAUGGAUGCUGCAAAGGCGGGUGGAGUGCAAAUCGGGAGGGCUCCGGUGACUGUUCAUGUUACAUCAGCGAACGGUGCUGCAUCGGGGAGGCCAGAGCGAGAGCGAGAGCGACACGAUGAUGCGCAUGGCGGAGGCAGGAAUGCCAGUGUAAAAGCCGAACAGAAAUCCAGUCAGGGAAGCACGAGAACCGAGACUCCUCCAGGCAAACCAAAUUCAGCAGCAGCAGCAGCAGCGCCAUCAAACGGACCGCCAAAAGCACCCACCCCCGCAACUCAAUACCCACUGUCCGUCCCAACAACCUGGAAACGCACCUUCGAAUCCACCCGCGUCCGCUGCCCCCAAGAAAGCGGGGUCGUCGCCCCCGUCGUCGAACUCGCAUCGCAGAUGCUCAACAGCCGCUGCGCACAGGUCAUCCCUGUAUUAGGCGGCGGAACGCGACAGAAGUUCACGAUGGUGAUCGAUUCCACCAUUUUGAAGAGAGGGGUCUUGAGCAGCCGCAGCGAUGAUGGCAUGACCUUGGCUAUGUAUCUGUUCAAAAUGGGACGAGGCACGAAUACGGGAGAGCUGGUCUCUGCGGACUUGAUGUUGGGCAAAAUGGUGGUUUGGGUCAAUGAUAUGCGGCUACUGCGCUCGAACACGACAACGGACGGAGUGCAAAUCGACCUGCUCCCAGCGCUCAGCCCGGAAACACUAGACCGAAAAACCGUCAAGAUCACAAUCGAGGCGGACCCGUACGAGUUCGGAUCCGGGUUUGCCAUGCUCUGCUUGCGGAGGCUGGAUCCUCAGCUCGUGCGCGCCGCGGACGGCCUGUCAGCCGAACCCUCCCUCCUCCGCCGCCACUCCGCCCCCGGCCCACCCUACCCCACCCCGGCCCUCGGAGCCAUAAAGCGCUCCACAUCAACCUUCUCCCCCUCCCCCAGCAUCAGCGUCGCAGAACCCCCCACAAUCAGCGAGAAACGACCGCGCCAGGGAAGCAGCGAGAAUGAAGAAGAAGACGAUGGAAUAGAAAUCGGUGACCAGAUCGUGUCCUUGAUAUGCCCGAUUGUGAUGCGCAAGAUUGGGAUUCCGGGGAAGGGGAGGGGGUGCCGGCAUGUUCAGUGUUUUGAUUUGGAGGUAGGGGGAUUGAAUUUGCGGGUUGUUUGGGGUGUGUGUUUUGUGUGAUUAGGUGCUGACUGUUUUUUUUUGGGGCGGGAUUGGUAGGCGUUCACGAAACUGUCCCGCUUGAGCCCGAAAUGGAAAUGCGCGGUGUGUAACGAGGUUAUUGAGAAAUCGGUACGUUUGAUAAAUCACAAUCAACCCCUGGCGCUA
Molecule: messenger RNA, 1875 nt
Organism: Fimicolochytrium jonesii
Lineage: Eukaryota; Fungi; Chytridiomycota; Chytridiomycetes; Spizellomycetales; Powellomycetaceae
Exons: 4
Coding region: 103-1728 (541 amino acids)
Biological process (GO): protein sumoylation
Molecular function (GO): zinc ion binding; SUMO ligase activity
Source: RefSeq, a predicted model, not a curated record